AUGGCGGCUCUGUCACUAGCGUGGGUUGAUUUUUCCGUGUGCGAAACAAACAACGUUCUUGCCAUCUGCCAAACAUGCACUGCAGAAGUUCCACGAGGCGGAAAGAAAGUGUCCUCGUUCAACACCACUAACCUGAUCAGCCAUAUAAAGCUGCACCACAAGAAGGAAUACGAGGCUGUUGCUAUCGCGAAGGCUAAGGCUAAUUUCAACAUACAGCUAAGGAACGAGGCUUGUGACGACUGCUCAGUCUCGGGCAGCGCCGCCGCCACUCAUCUCUGGUUCAACUCCUCAAGCACCACGGCCAAACAGAGGCCUGGCGCGGAUUAUGCCUUCGAAUAUGACAAGCCUGGAACGGAGCGUUCACGCAGGAGGAGAGGUGAAGAUGACGACUUUGAGAGUGACCUGGAGGAGGAUUUGUUAGAAGAAUUUUCGCCUUUGGGUAAGAAGAAUCUUUCUGAAGAUGAGGACGAAGAAGAGCUGAAUGAUGCUCUUCUACAGAGUGAUGAAGAUGAACAGAUGAGUGGCCAGGAAGUGAGCCUCAAUGCAACGGACAGCUUAUACAAGCAGGAGAAUACGCAGCACUACGCUGAUGACGCCGUCAUCUUGGGCACCGACGACUACGAGGAUGUGGCCGUGGAGGCCGGUUACACGCUAGACCAGGGAGAUGAGUACACGGACGAUUACAUUCAGGAUGAUGGGCCAGAAGACCAAGUGGAUUACACUACAGACGAAGUGCUUGACAUCCAAAUCAAUGAACCUAUCGAUGGAGAAUUUCAAGACAAUGAAUACCAAAACUAUGAGGAUGAAGGAGUCCAGCAAGACGUUACCCAUGAGGUGGAGAGUUUGGGGAAUGAACAGCAACAAGGGGCACAAGACUCUCAGGUCUUUGAAACAUCAGAGGCUGAAAAUGAAGCCAAGCCUACAGAACCCAAAGAGGACUCGGAUGACGACGAUGACGAAGAUGGAGACUCUGGUCGUAUCCGCUUCAAGUCGGAGAGAAAGGAUGGCGGUAUCGUGCGUUUAGCCGAUGCUGGGAAUAAGCGGAGGAAUAUCCCGGAAACACUAGAACUGUCAGACAAGGCCAAAAAAGAUCUUAUUCAGUACGAGCAACAAGAACGGCAGAAACGGCAAAAUCGGUAUGGGGGCCGAGGAGGAGGAAGAGGAGGAGGCUACACUGGAUAUGGAAUGCAUAACAUGAGAGGAGGAAACCGAGGAAGAAUGAACAACCACAGCUUCAACCAAAGAGGCAACAUGGGAAUGCGGUCCUCUCGAAUGCCUCUCCUCCAUCUCCCCCAUCAGCAGCAACAUCACCACUCUUUGUUCCGGCCGCGAGGACCCCACCCCUUCCAAGAUCACGGGCGACCACACGGGCAGCAACCCCUGCAGCCUCUUAUCCCGCCACACAUGACACACCGCUUGCCGACGCUUCAGCCCCAGAUUGAGCCGCCACCGCCAAGACCGUUGGCCUCCCCGCCUCCAAGUUUUGGCCAUCAUCACAACCAACAUCAACAACACCACCACCACCAGCCGCCACCACCACAGCAGCAGCAGCCCCACCAACCCAAAAACAUUCACAUUAAUCCCCAUUUCAGAGGCUCGGCGCCAUCCUCUGUGCCAGUGCCCUUGAUGCCUCCUGCUCCGAGCCAACCCAGGCCUGCUGUGGGUCCUCAAAGGUUCCCUGGACCGGGGGACUUCCAUCAGCACAUGCCAAAUAAUUUUGGUCAGCCCCAGCGGCCGCCUCAUCACAUGGAGCCCUUCAGGAACCCGCCGCAUCAAGGCCCCCAGGACAGAGAGCAGCCCCUCUUUAUGGGAGGCCCAGAACACACGGAUCCAGCGAGCUUUCCAGGGCAGCUCAUGUUUGAUCACCAGGGCCCCAACCCGCACAUGAACACUAACCUGCAGCCGCAAAUGCCCGCACAGGGCCACAUGGGGUUCGGUCAACCAGGACCGGCCUUCGGCCAGCCGGGCCCGCAGGGCCCACUUGGACUGUUCUCUAGAGAGCCGCCGAGACCCAGCCUCCCCCAUCCCCAAGGCCACCAGGGGUUGGUCAGCUUGAAUCAGCAAGUUCCCCCUCCCAACCAGGCAAGGCCCUUCAUGAACCCUCGUCAGUCCUUUAAUCAGCAGGGGAGCCUUUUCCCUCCACCACAAGCCCAAUUUGGGAUGCAGGGCUUGUUGCACUGCCCCCCUCAGCCUCCGAUUCAGGACCCCCUCCCCACCCAUCAGCCCAUCCACCAACAGCAACAUAGGCAGGAUCUCCUCCAUCACCAGCAGCCGCAACAGCUAAAUCUCAACGACCCUCCUCACUUGCUUCACCACAGCCAGAAUCUCUUCCAGCAACAGCCGUCACACAGCAGUCCGAGACAUUCGAGCCCCCGCGUCCAAAACCUACAACAGCGCAACAUGGGCAACAGGCAAAGGAUGAACACACCUGCUCCCAAGCAAAUCCACCCUCAGCGCAACAGCAACCUACGGGAGCUCCCUAUAGCACCUGGCAACGCAAACAUGAGCACCUCCUACCCCACUGGUUCCCUCGGUGCCAACGUCAGGCCUGUUGCCAAGGCAACGCAAGGGGUGCGUCCCGUGCAGCGUGCUCAAGCGGUGCCUGGAGGCGGCAGAGGAAGAGGCCAGGUUGCUGUCAAUACCACCCCGCAGCCCCUGGCCGCGGGCAGGACGGUGAUUCGCAAGGAAAUCGCUAGCAGUACAGCAUCACAGGAUCCGGACGAGGACGAAGAGACUAGGGAGUACCGUCUGAAGAUUGAGGAACAGAAGCGCCUCCGAGAGGAAAUUCUGAAGAGGAAGGAGCUACGACGGCAGAUGCAGGCUGGCGUCAGGAAGAAGGAGCUUCUAGACAGGAUCAACACUCAAACGCCAACCCAAAGCAACACGGCUUCACAGCAGCCAACAACCCCGCAAAACCAGCCGGCCCCACCUGCCCCGCAGCAACUACUGGUACCGGCGCCACAGCAGCAGCAACAGGGACAGCGACAGCCUCCGCAACAGCAGAGACAAGGACUGCUUGGUAAUCCCAAUGGCGCGCCCCAACUGCAAACGCCGCGUCUCAAUGUCAAGACGCGCUUGCAGAUGGGAAAGGGAAAUAGCCAGCAGCUACAGACUCUCAGGCCCGGUCCGGACCAGCAGCAGAGUCAGCCCCCACAAAGCCCUCUGCAGCAGCAGAGAAGGGCAAGCGGGCCGCUGAAUGCAAACAAACCUGCCGCUCCUAACCAGAUUGCUCAGAUCCCCCAACAAAACAUUCCUGUGACUCCCGCGCUGGGGCCUGGUCAGCCCCAGGCUCAAGGACUUAAACCUGGGGCUAAAAGAACAGUGAUGCAGCGGGCCAAGCUCGCUGACGGCGAAGGCCAGCAGGUGCCGCAAAAAGUCAGAGUGGUCAAACUUUCCGGCGGGCCAGGAAAGGGCCCGCAGGCCACGGGUAUGCCAGUCCAGCAACAGUUCCAUCAUCGAGGCUCCUGGCCGGACAACCCUGUCAGGCAAGGCGUCCAACGGAAGGUCACUAUGGGGGGACAACAGCUGCACAGUGCAGGUGGAAUGCAACAGGCGGGCCGAGGAGGCAUUGCCAACCUGCAGCAGAACAGGGUCGUCGUUUCAGGCCGAGGAAGGGGGGGCACCCCUGUGGGUCGAGGGGGUCCGAUGGGUCCCAGGCAAGGGCAAAGGGUCGAUGAGAGUCAACGGCGCACUGUCACCAUUGAAGGCCUAUCGUCGUCCACCACUGAGGUGCAGCUGCAGAGCCUAUUGCGAUCCAUCGGCCCAAUUGAGAUGUUCAGAAUGAUACCUCAGCAAAGGAAAGCAGUUGCCACCUUCUCAAGUCCGCAGCAUGCCGCCAGCUUUCAAAUAAGCUUCCAUAGGCACAUGAUUGAUUUAUCCCACAUUGAUGUGAAGCUGAUUGACGGAUGA
Messenger RNA from Nerophis lumbriciformis (worm pipefish), 3909 nucleotides. Lineage: Eukaryota; Metazoa; Chordata; Actinopteri; Syngnathiformes; Syngnathidae. The record is from RefSeq and is a predicted model, not a curated record.